Messenger RNA from Lineus longissimus, 3588 nucleotides. RefSeq lists its product as uncharacterized. NCBI's taxonomy places the organism in Eukaryota, Metazoa, Nemertea, Pilidiophora, Heteronemertea, Lineidae. The record is from RefSeq and is a predicted model, not a curated record. The transcript has a single exon. Bases 1 to 3588 code for a protein of 1195 amino acids.
AUGUUCCAAUCGCCCAGAAUUGGACACAGAACCUCAUCGCCACACCCAAUAGACAGAGAUGAUUUGUGUGAAGCAAGUCUUCCUAAGGUUCAUCAUGAUGCCAUACCAGUUGCAGUUGCAGAUAUCCCUACAGCUCCAAAGCAGGAACAGGUCCAGAAUUGGAUUCAGACUUCCAACUAUGGUUUGGAUCAACAACUUAAUCCAGAUGCAGCAACCUGGGUACCUACACCUGAUGUCAACCUGCCGUUAGCUACACCUAUUGAUGCAUGGAUUGAUGCUCUGAUCCCGGGUCAAGAAACCGUUGUCCCUGAGAAGUCAAUGUCCAAUCAAGGCGCUAGUGAUCAUCUGAUAGCUGCAUUGGUGAAAUUGGAGAGCGAUAGAGGCCUGCCUGCGACACAGAUCCCUAUCUUCGACGGAUCCCCAUUACUUUGGCCAAAGUUUGUGGAACAGUUUCACACACAAGUUCACUCCAAACCAGGCAUCAACGACGCCAGAAGGAGGGACCUGUUGCAAUCCCAUGUAUCAGGAGUUGCCCAACAGAUGGUUCGUGGAAUAGGCUAUAGCGGACGUUGUUAUGCAGAUGCUCUACAAGAACUUAAACUUGCCUUCGCUCAUCGCAACUUAGUAGCCAGAGCCUACCUUGAUCAGAUAACCACAGGACCCAUAGUUCCAUCACGUAACCCUAUGGCCUUUAGACAGUUCUACGUGGAUGUACGUGAUUGCAUACUGACUUUACAGCAGCUUACCUACACUUCAGAUCUACAAGGCACAGAUUUGCUACUCCGGGUAUCGAAACGUCUUCCAGCGGACAAACUCCGGUUUUGGAAUCGCCAUGUAGCCUUCAAGUCGAGGAAAAAAGAGCCGUCAUUGUUUGACCUAAGAGACUGGUUGAUAGAAUCUGUAGAAAUUGAGUUUAAUCCUUACACUGUGAAAGUGGAACCCGGGAAAAGGGAUAAAGGACACAGCAAAGGAGCCUUAGCAGUCAAUACCACCAUCCAAGUACCGAAGGACAAGCCAGUCACCCAACAUGAGAAGCCAGUCAUCUCAAAUGAGAAACCAGCCGUCUCUAGGAGGGAAAAAAAACAGAACACCAAUAAAGCUUCUUCAACUCAGUCAUCAAACCGGUCAGGCCGAUCCCAGACUAACAGUUCAACACCAAAGAGCCAAAGUCCAUUUCCAGUGUCCGUAUGUCCAUUAUGCAAUGACAAUCAUCACUUGUACAGAUGCUUCAAGUUUGUCAACAGAAGACCAGAGGAACGGAGGAAGAUAGUCCAAGAUAAGAAACUAUGCCUCAACUGUUUGCGAUCCCAUGAUGUUAGCCAGUGCACUCCUAGCCUACGAUGCCGAGAAGACAACUGUGCCCAAGCACAUCACACUUUGCUGCAUUUGGAUUCCAAAUCUGCCAUGAGUGCAUCCAUCAACAUUGCAUCCAAUGACAAGCAAGUCAAGUCUACGCGUGCACACUUCCAACUGGUCAAAGUAUAUGCUUGUGGAAAUAACGGUCGAUGGGUACCAACAGUUGCGCUCAUGGACUCUGCAAGUGAGAUAACUGUGAUACGUCAAUCUCUGGCCAGGGAUCUUGGUUUACGAGGGAAGACACGUCAACUCAAGAUCACUACAAUGAAUGCUGAGUCAACCACUCCGUCACAAGUCGUUUCUUUGAAGCUGAGGUCUGCUGAAGGGAUGGACUCACCAGUAAUCCAUAUCAAUGAUGCCUGGACGGUAGAAAGUGAUGCUUUCCAGUGUCCACCACAGCGGAUCCUGUCAAAAUGGGAGCAUGUGAAAGAACUUGGUUUGACGAACAUCGAAACGUCAGAGGUACAGAUAUUGAUAGGCAUCAACGCUCAUCUCCAGAUGGACACCAGAACUGGUAGGAAAAAUCAACCCAUAGCUGUGAAGACACCCCUGGGAUGGUCGUUGAUGGGAGUUACAGAUGCACACCAUACUGAUAAUGUAGCUGCCAGGGUCAACUUACUACGGAGAGAUGGUCAACAGUUACAACAACAAAUCGAAAUGUUUUGGAGCACAGAAUCAUUUGGUGUGUCAUGCCGUGGUGAGAAGCCACUGUCCAGAGAAGACAAGCAAGCUGAGAAGAUAAUGGAAGAAUUAACCCACUUGGUGAAUGGUCAAUACGAGGUCGGGAUGCUAUGGAGAGACUACAUUGAUGCUGUACCACUUCCUGAUAAUAGACAAAUAGCUAGUCGCCGAUAUCAUCUCCUGGAAAAGUGCCUGAGAAAGGACGAAGAACUGAAUCAACUCUACUCUGAAACUUUGAAUGGUUACGUCAGCCAAGGAUUUGCUAGGAAACUCACACCUGAUGAGGCCGUGAAGUCAACACCCAGAACUUGGUAUAUCCCACACCAGAGCGUCUUGAAUCCCAACAAGCCCGGUAAAGUCCGUGUAGUGUUUGAUGCUGCAGCCACCUGUAAUGGAACAUCACUUAAUGAACGCCUCAUGACCGGACCCGAUCUAUUGAACAGUUUGUUUGGGGUACUGCAACGAUUCCGCCUGUACCAGGUUGCCAUAUGCGCUGAUGUGGAGGGUAUGUUCCAUAGAGUACGAGUGUCAGAAGCCGACUCAGAUGCGCUGCGAUUCCUCUGGAAAGAAGAUAUCAAUCAACCUGGACCACCUGAUACAUACAAGAUGCUAGUCCACAUCUUUGUAGCCACAGAUUCGCCGACUUGUGCAAAUUACGCCCUCAAAAGGACUGCCAAUGACAACAGGAAUGAGUUCAGCAAAGAAGCCAUAGAUGCCGUCAAUGGUGACUUCUAUGUUGAUGAUCUGGCCAAGUCCGUCGAUACUGUGGCAGAAGCUGUGAAACUCGCCAAGGAGAUAGUUGCCUUAUUAAAAGGGGGAGGAUUCCAUCUGCACAAGUUUCUCUCAAAUUACGUCCAAUUCCUGAUGAACAUUGAGAAGUCUGAACGAACAAUACAAGACUUAGACUUUGCAACAGGAGAGUCAAAUAUACAGCGAACACUUGGUCUCAAAUGGGAAGUCACUGAAGACAAGUUCAUCUUCAAAUGGAAGCCCAAGAACAAACCCAUCACAAAAAGAGGAGUAGUCAGCAUCGUCAGCUCCAUAUUUGAUCCAUGCGGUUAUCUGGCUCCAUUUGUCUUUUGCGCCAAGCUCUUAGUACAGGAGUUGUCAAGAUUUGGAUUGGCCUGGGAUGAGCCUUUGAGUGAACAGUCAGAGCUGAAAUGGAAAUGUUGGUUGGAAGAGCUGGAACAUCUGUCAUCCUUUGAGCUACCCCGCCAUCACCCGAACUUCUCCCCCAGAGUCGAGUGUAUCCAACUACAUACCUUCUCCGAUGCCUCUGAAUCUGGAUUUGGUGCUUUCGCCUACUUGCGCUAUGUUUCUGAGAACCACCAAGUUGAAUACUCGUUGUUAGCUGCCAAGACCAGAGUCGCCUCGCUGAAGCCUGUACUUUCAAUCCCCAGACUCGAACUGCAAGGAGCACUCCUAGCCUCCAGAUUGGGAACUACACUAAUGAAGGAGCUACACCUACCGAUCACAGCAUCCAUAUACUGGACCGAUUCAACAACUGUCCUGAGACCAAAUCGGUGGAGCAGAAUGAUGGAAACGGUGUGA